Molecule: messenger RNA, 3619 nt
Organism: Budorcas taxicolor (takin)
Lineage: Eukaryota; Metazoa; Chordata; Mammalia; Artiodactyla; Bovidae
Gene: STK11IP
Product: serine/threonine kinase 11 interacting protein
Exons: 24
Coding region: 196-3342 (1048 amino acids)
Biological process (GO): intracellular protein localization
Cellular component (GO): cytoplasm
Molecular function (GO): protein binding
Source: RefSeq, a predicted model, not a curated record
GGUCAGUCUGGCUGGUCAGGCCUAUGCUCUUUGAAAGGGAACCAAAGAGGAGCUCUUUCUCGCCCUCUGGUUUGCUUUUUUUUGUUCUCCGCGAGGCUUCGGUUUGCGCGGACGUCCUGGCGUUUUGGCACUGCUACCACCUGAAGCUCUUCCGCUUCCUCUUUUCUCUGGCUCCGCCCCCAGCGUCCUGUGGCCAUGACGACCGCCCCGCGGGACUCUCUGGUGUGGAGGCUCGCGGGGCUUCUGCGCGAGUCCGGGGAUGUGGUGCUGUCUGGCCAUAGCACCCUGACCCUGCUGACUGCCACAUUGCAGCACCUGAACCACGUAUUUGAGCUGCAUCUGGGGCCAUGGGGCCCUGGCCAGACAGGCUUUGUGGCUCUGCCCUCCCACCCUGCUGACUCGCCCAUCAUCCUCCAGCUUCAGUUCCUCUUUGACGUGCUGCAGAAAACGCUUUCACUCAAGCUGGUCCAUGUCCCAGGUCUUGGCCUCUCAGGGCCCAUCAAAAUUUUUCCCUUCAAGUCCCUUCGGCAGCUGGAGCUCCGAGGUGUCCCCCUCCACUGCCUCUGUGGCCUCCGUGGCAUCUAUUCCCAGCUGGAGACCCUGAUCUGCAGCAGGAGCCUCCAGGCAUUAGAGGAGCUGCUGUCAGCCUGCGGCGGUGACUUCUGCUCUGCCCUGCCCUGGCUGGCUCUGCUGUCUGCUGACUUCAGCUACAAUUCCCUGACUGCCUUAGACAGCUCCCUGCGUCUCUUGUCAGCUCUUCGCUUCUUGAACCUGAGCCACAAUCAAGUCCAAGACUGCAAGGGCUUCCUGAUGGAUUUGUCUGAGCUCUGUCACCUGGACAUCUCUUAUAACCACCUGCGUUUGGUGCCGAAAAUGGGACCCUCGGGGGGUGCUCUGGGAACCCUGAUUCUGCGGGGCAAUGAGCUCCAGAGCCUGCAUGGCCUGGAACAGCUGCGGAACCUGCGGCACCUGGAUGUGGCCUACAACCUGCUGGAGAGACACAGGGAGCUGGCGCCACUGUGGCUGCUGACGGAGCUGCGCAAGCUCUACCUGGAGGGGAACCCUUUGUGGUUCCACCCUGAGCACCGAGUGGCCACCGCCCGGUACUUGUCGCCCCGUGCCAGGGAUACUGCUGCUGGGUUCCUUCUCGAUGGAAAGGCGUUGUCACUGACUGAUUUACAGACCUCCACGUCCUCUGGGCUCAGCACCUUGGUACCACCUCCGCCUUGGCCAGUGGGGAGUACAAUCGAAACUUCUGGUGGCCCUGACUUGAGUGACAGCCCCUCGUCAGGGGGUGUUGUGGCCCAGCCCCAGCUCCGCAAGGUGAAGAGCCGAGUCCGCGUGAGGCGGGCGAGUAUCUCGGAACCCAGUGACACCGACCCGGAGCCCCGGACACUGGACCCCUCCCCGGCUGGGUGGUUUGUGCAGCAGCAUCGGGAGCUGGAACUCAUGAGCAGCUUUCGGGAGCGGUUUGGCUGCGACUGGCUGCAGUAUCGGAAUCACCUGGAGGCCUCUGCCCUCAACACGCUGUCCCCGGACACCCUGAGCCCAGGGCCUGUGCCCAGCCCUCCACCCCCUGAGAAGGAGUCUCCACAGGAAGUGGCAGAGGAGGUCUGGCCAGAGCCGGAGCCUCAGGAGGAAGAGGAGCUGCAGAAGCAGGGAGAAGAGGAGCUGGAGAAGCAGGGAGAAGAGGAGGGAGGAGAGGAGCAAAGUGAAGUGGAGGUGGAGCUCUGCCGGCCCAUGUUGGUGUGUCCCCUGGAGGGGCCCGAGGGCGUGCGGGGCAGGGAGUGCUUUCUCUGGGUCACUACAGGCCACCUGUUUGAGGUGGAACUACAAGCAGCUCGAACCCUGCAACGGCUUGAGCUCCGGAGUCUGGAGGCAGCUGAGAUAGAGGCAGAGACCCAGACCCAGAGCGAGCAGGUGCCUGAGGGCUCAGAUCCACGACCCCAGGGCCCCAUCCUUGUUCUCCGCUUCUCCUACAUUUGCCCCGACCGGCAGCUGCGUCGCUACGUGGUGCUGGAGCCGGAUGCCCAGGCGGCUGUCCAGGAGCUGCUAGCUGUGCUGACCCCAGCAGCCACCUCCCAGCAUCAGCUUGAGGAAGUGGGGGCCCUGCCAGGGGACAGACUCCAGUGUCUGCGCUGUGGCCGUGAGUUCAAGCCAGAGGAGGCCAGGUUGGGGCUGGACAGUGAGGAAGGCUGGAGGCCGCUGUUCCGAAAGACAGAAUCAUCUGCUGUGUGUCCGUACUGUGGUAGUGAUCACGUGGUUCUUCUGGCUGUGUCCUCGGGAACCCCCAGUGGGGAGCGGAGACAAGAAGAGCAAUCCCUGGCCCUCUCGCAGUCCCUGAGUGCUGUCCAUGACCCUUGUGGCCACAGUGACCCCAGCAAUGGGGCUGGCAGUGCCCCAUCCCAGGCCCUGGCCUCCCAUGACCACCACAGUUGGAGUCUCAGCCCACCCCCUGAGUGCUGCGGCCUCCGCUCCGUGGACCACCGACUCCGGCUCUUCCUGGACGUCGAGGUGCCGCUGGCGUUGGCAGGCCACCCCGGGGAAUUUCUGUGUCUCGUGGUUGUGUCUGACCAAAGGUUCUACGUGUUGAAGGUGACAGGGGAGAUCUGUGGGCCCCCGGCUAGCUGGCUGCAGCUGGCCCUGGCCAUUCCCCUGCAGGACCUGCGGCACAUAGAGCUGGGCCUGGCGGGACAGAGCCUGCGGCUGGAGUGGGCAGCCGGGGCGGGGCCCUGUGUCCUGCUGCCCCGAGAGGCCAAGCGCUGCCGGGCCUUCCUGGAGGAGCUCACCGAUGUCUUACAGUCCCUGCCCCCCACGCGGAGGAGCAAUUUCAGCGCCACGGAGGAGGAGGUGACCCCGAAGCACAGGCUCUGGCCACUACUGAAGACAGACUCUUCCUCGGAGCCUCCCGGGUUCUUCUACCUUCGAGCGUUCCUGGUUGAAGGACCCGUUGCCUGCCCUGUGUCCCUGUUGCUGACUCUGUCCACCCUGUACCUGUUAGAUGAGGACCCUGCAGGGUCCCAGGCAGAGCCCCCUUCUCCAGCAGCAUCUGGCGAAGCAUCUGAGAAGGCCCCACCCCCCGGGCCAGGCCCCUCAGUGAGCGUCAGGGAGCAGCAGCCCCUCAGCAGCUUGAGCUCUGUGCUGCUGUAUCGCGUGGCCCCGGAGGCCCUGCGGCUGGUCUUCUACGACGAGGUGUCCCGGCUGGAGAGCUUCUGGGCACUCCGAGUUGUGUGUCCAGAGCAGCUGACGGCCCUGCUGGCCUGGAUCCGGAAGCCCUGGGAGGAGCUGUUUUCCAUUGGACUCCGAACUGUGACCCAGGAGGCUCUGGACCUUGACCAGUGAGGCUGCCGGGCUGGCCCCUCCCCUGGUGGAAGCCACGGCUACAGAUGUCCUCUCUCCAGACUCUGGCUGCUGACUUGUCUGACCUCUGGGCACUGGCCAACAAGGCCCCGGAUGACCCCUGGCGCACGGGCAGGGUGAGAGGACUAGUCUGGCUUCUAGUUGACCUGGCCCCAGGGAAUGGGCCGAGUGGUCAGAAGGAGUGUUUCUCCUGCGCUUUCCUCAGGUAUCAAUAAAGCUGUUUGCAUUCCAGAUGCCAUAGGGGCAUCUGGCUGUGUCA